Molecule: messenger RNA, 1688 nt
Organism: Drosophila novamexicana
Lineage: Eukaryota; Metazoa; Arthropoda; Insecta; Diptera; Drosophilidae
Product: solute carrier family 2, facilitated glucose transporter member 1-like
Exons: 6
Coding region: 16-1578 (520 amino acids)
Biological process (GO): monosaccharide transmembrane transport
Cellular component (GO): membrane
Molecular function (GO): hexose transmembrane transporter activity
Source: RefSeq, a predicted model, not a curated record
CCAGCGCGUUACGAGAUGCACGCACACGUCACCCGCAACAUGGAACAGCCAAAAGACGGCAGCGCAUUUGGCGCCAGCCCAUUGAGGCUUCUGGAGGCACCGCUAAUGGCAGGCGACAGCGCUAAGUGCUUGGAUGAGCAGCCCAAAUGGAGCUGGACCUUGAAGUUGGCCAUGUAUGGCGCUACGCUGGGCGCCGCCGUGCCCGUGGGCUAUUGUACGGGCGUGGUCAACAGUCCCGCUGUGCACAUGCGAGCCUGGUGCCAGGAGACGCUCCUCUCGCGCUAUGAGCUACAGCUGAGCGAAGGCGCCUUGGAGCUGCUUUGGGCAGCAGUUGUGUCCAUCUUUCUGGUGGGCGGCGCUGUGGGUUCGCUGACGGGCGCCGCCAUCGCCAACAGAUUUGGACGCCGUCCCGCCUUUUAUAUAUGCGGCGUGCUGCUGGCCCUGGGUGCCAUUUGUUUCUACAUCUGUCGCCCGCUUGGCUCCGUGGAGCUGCUGCUGCUGGGCCGCCUGCUGGUCGGCCUGGCCGCCGGCCUGCUCACCGCCUGCAUGCCCAUGUAUCACAGCGAGCUGGCCGCACUGCAGCAGCGCAGCAAGCUGGCCCCCCUUUGCCCCUUGGGUCUCACAGUAGGCGUGGUCGUAUCGCAAAUAUUUAGCCUGCAAUCGAUGCUCGGCGGGCAGGAGCAUUGGCACCUGGCGCUCGCCUUCUACGGCAUCUUUGUGGUGCUCUGCUAUGCGCCCUUCAAGUGGUAUCCGGAGAGUCCCAAAUGGCUGUACAUCGUCAAGGGGCGCAAGCAGCAGGCGGCGCAACAGUUGCAGCUGCUGCGCGGCUAUGCGGCGGAUAGCCCGGCGCUGCAUGCGGAACUGAACGACAUGGAGCAGGAGGCUAGGGUGAAGAGCACGCCGUGCAGUUAUCUGCAAGUGCUGACCAAUCCGCAGCUGCGUCUGCCGCUGAUCAUUGUCUGCGCCUACCUGGGCGGCCAGCAGCUGUCGGGCAUAAAUGCGAUCUUCUACUACUCGGUGUCCAUAUUCCGGAAAGCGGGUCUCAGUCCGCAAGCGGCCGAGCUGGCCAAUCUGGGCGCUGGCUCCACAAAUCUGGCCUCCGCGCUGCUGGGUCCCAUGCUGAUGGAGCGCUUCAAUCGCCGACCCUUGAUGCUCUUCUCCAGCUUCUUCUGUUGCGUUUUUCUGUUUCUCUUCGCCAUGUUGCUGCACUUUAUUGAGAGCUUCAGCUGGUUUGCCAUGGGCUGCAUUGUCUGCAUCUUCAUGUACAUUAUUGUCUUCCAGUUCGGCCUGGGUCCAUUGCCCUUCUUUAUAGGCGCAGAGCUCUUCGAGGUGGCGCCCCGCUCCGCGGCCAUGUCGCUGGGCAGCGUCGUCUACUGGCUGUGCAAUCUGAUCAUUGGCAUGGCCUUUCCCAGUCUACAGAACGCCUGGGGCGCCCUGGUCUUUCUGCCCUGCUCCAUCACCUGCCUGCUAGUGUUUGUGCUGACCCAAUGCUAUCUGCCGGAGACGCGCGGCCGGGAUCCAUCCGAGGUGGCACCUCUGGUUGCCGACGGCUUUAAAUCAAAGCGCCUCAGACAGUGAUAAGAAUAAAAAAGAAUUAUCUACGGCUUGCCGAAGUUUAAACACACUUGCAGGUUUAUGGCAGAUGUGCCCUAUUCAUAUAAUAUAUGCUAUAUGAUUUAAUCUUAUAA